Molecule: messenger RNA, 1101 nt
Organism: Engraulis encrasicolus (European anchovy)
Lineage: Eukaryota; Metazoa; Chordata; Actinopteri; Clupeiformes; Engraulidae
Gene: acyp1
Product: acylphosphatase 1, erythrocyte (common) type
Exons: 3
Coding region: 269-562 (97 amino acids)
Molecular function (GO): acylphosphatase activity
Source: RefSeq, a predicted model, not a curated record
UCUAUCUCACACAAAUUAACUUUUUAUUUGCAUUGACAUUUUACACUAAACAUUUUAUUGAUAUUUCUUUGCCUCUUUUGUAAUCCGAAAUCAUACUUUAUGGGGCUAGACAGGCCUAGUUGCUAAACUUUUAUUCUGAAAUGUUGUUGCUAAGUUGUAACUUCCGGUUUCUGCUGUCGCUAAUGUAACACACUUGUGUUGAUGAUACAAGAUCCGAAGCCGGUGUUUUUGUUAAUUUCUUCUGAAGUUGACGCUGUUGGCCUUCACAAUGGCUCAAGAUCUCCUGUCUGUGGAUUAUGAAGUUUUCGGGAGGGUACAAGGGGUGUUCUUUCGAAAGUAUACCCAGAAAGAGGGUCUCCAGCUGGGUCUGGUGGGCUGGGUGAUGAACACUGAGGCCGGUACGGUGACGGGACAGCUCCAGGGGCCGGCUGAGCGGGUCAGGCAGAUGCAGGAGUGGCUGAGGAGCACGGGGAGCCCCAAGUCCCACAUCACCAAGGCCGAGUUCACCAACGAGAGGAGCAUCGACGCCCUGGAGCACAAAGACUUCAAAGUCAGACGCUAACUAACUAACUAAGCCAAUUGGUGGUUCUCAACGGACACCUCCUUGACCUCAUCAUAGGCCUGCCAACGCCCCCCCUUGACAUCGUCAUAAGCCUGACAAAGCCCUCAACACCACGCUAAACUGGGGGGCGUUUCUUGAAAGCAUAGUUGUUGGCCAGUUAGCAACUUGUGUAGUUGCCAAAGGGAAAUUGCAUUGCAAACAACAAAGUAGCUAAUGUAGUUCGCAACUAUGGUUUCGAGAAAUGCACCCCUGGUGGACUUCAGAGUGAGCCGCUAAAUUGAUGAGCAGAAGAACAACGUUGCACAAUGAUGGGCAACCUGAAUUCAGAAGCUUAGAAUCCAGUCCAGUGCCACAGAUUCCAAAUGACCUGGUUUUACCAGUCCACAUGCCUAAAUUGAGCAGGUAAAACUAGGUAGGUAAUUUGGAAUAUGUGGCACUGGAUUGUAAGCUUCUGAAUCCAAGUUGAGUUCACCAACGAGAGGAGCGUCGACCCCCUGGAGCAACUGAUGAGCAUCGAGGUCUUGGAUCCCAAGGGGGCC